AUGGAGAAGACUGCAACACUUUUAAUUGCUUCCGCUCUCUUGGUAUUGUGUGUGCCAGCUUUGGCCAAGUUUACCGCACAGGAUGUAAAAUGUCAUGUGUGCAAAGCAGUUGUCAGCGAAAUUGAAGAAGAAGUGGCCAAAGUAGAUCCUAAAAAGAAAAUUGAUGUUAGCGGCUUUCGUCUGGAUGCCCAGGGAAAUUCUGUGGGCAAAAGUGUUCCCAUGGCUAAAUCCGAAUUGUUCCUAAGUGAGGUCAUGGAUAAGGUGUGCGACCAAAUGGAUGAUUACUUGAGGGCCACCCACAAAAAGACUGGUAAAUUUAUGCUACUGAAAAUUAUGAUCGACGGUAAAAUGAAUCCUGCCUCCAGCGAAGUUGACUUUGUGCAAGAUGAUGAUUUGAACAAGAGUCUGGGUCACUAUUGCCUUGAAUUUAUUGAAAACUACGAAGAUGUUGUGGUGAAAUAUUUCAAGGAAGAAACCCUAAAUGAACAUUUGGAUAUUAAAAUCUGUUCCGAGGAAACUGAAUAUUGCAAUGAUGCACCCAUCCAGGAAGAAUAUGAAUUCGAUGAUAAGGACGAACUUUGAUUUUGACAUAGGCUGGAAAACCAGGCAAAAGACCAAUAGCCACUCUGGCUGUCAUGUCGCUAACCAAACGUUGGAAAAUCUUAUCAAUAUCCUCGCUGCGGAACUUCAU
Messenger RNA from Musca vetustissima, 691 nucleotides. RefSeq names its product protein seele (gene sel). Bases 1 to 582 code for a protein of 193 amino acids. The transcript has 4 exons. The record is from RefSeq and is a predicted model, not a curated record. Gene Ontology annotation, cellular component: endoplasmic reticulum. Lineage: Eukaryota; Metazoa; Arthropoda; Insecta; Diptera; Muscidae.